Naegleria lovaniensis is the source of this 1092-nucleotide messenger RNA. RefSeq lists its product as uncharacterized. The transcript is spliced from 2 exons. The record is from RefSeq and is a predicted model, not a curated record. The coding region runs from base 1 to 1092 and encodes 363 amino acids. NCBI's taxonomy places the organism in Eukaryota, Heterolobosea, Eutetramitea, Acrasida, Naegleriidae.
AUGGCUCCGUCAGAGAUUAUCCCAAACACAUCCGAAGAAGAACCAAUGCCCAAUCAGAAUGAUGAUGGAGCAAUGAUGGUUAGCGGUGAUGACGAAGAAUCAAGUCCUCAUACUGAAUCAAAUACAACAAAUAACGACGCAAAUGCAAAGAGCGUUAUGCUGAGUCAAUCAAUACUAGAUAUUGUAUCCACGAAUUUUGAAGUUGAGAAUCUUCCUGGUAUUAUGCUACGAGGUUGUGAUAACAAUACCGAUUGGACAAUGGAAGAAUUAGAUCAACUAACAAAACAAUUUCAAAUCAUGUAUUCAAACGUAAGCAAGAGGAUGAAGAAAAUAAUAGAACAAAUCAGGAAGGUCGAUAGAGAAUUAGAGAAAAAAGGAGCAGGCAUUCCGUCAUCGACGAACACAAACACCAGCAAGAAGAGAAAACAAAUGGAUGAUGAAGAUGAUGACGAUGAUGAGCAGCCAUCGAAGCCUAUUACAGCCACCCCGACAACAAGAAGAUGUUUUUCUCCUCUUCAAUCACGAAAGAAGAACGACUAUAAUUCAACAGCAUCGUGGGAAAAGUAUACAAAACGAAGUAAUAGGGGCAACAUCAACAUCAUGGCUCCUGUUUCUCUCAGAUAUAACAACAACUUAGCAGCAACCAUGGCAAAUUGCCAUUGUCAAGCAACAAAGAACAUUUUCCAUACACCACCUCUAAUGAAUUCUUCACAAAAACAAAAGCAGGAUCAAGUUCAAUUAUCAGGACUUUUGUUGGCAGCAGCAGCUGUUGACAGAAACAAGAUCAACGAAUCAAAUCCUUCUAACAACAAAGUUGAACCAUCAAGCUCUUCUCUCAUCUCCUGUGAAUCAACAACCACCAUUACCAACACGUACCCUUUAAUUAAUGUACCAUUAUCAUCAACAGAAUAUUCGAACACAAGCAACGAUCUUCAACACAUGAAAUCAUCGAAUUUAGAUGAAUCUAAUACGCAGGGAUAUCAGUAUCAACAUGUAUCCGAUAACAACAAUUCAAGUUUGACACUUCCUCCUCUCUCAUCGAUUCAAACAUUGAACGAUUCUUCUCAUAAUAGUAGCUAUCCGUACACUUGA